UGGAAAUACAAGAGUCAGGGGAUCAAUAUAUAUAUAUAUAUUAGUUAUUAGUAGCAAACUAAUUGGGCCGGGGAUCCAUGGAUAAGCUUGCAUUAUUAGGUUUUGUGAUGAGUGUUUCUCUUGCUUAUUUUGCUAUUAUUGGGGUGGUGAAUGCUGAUGCAAUAUCAUCAUGCAGCCAAACCCCAUAUCCUGAAAUAUGUGAGUCCUUCAUUACUUCUAAACCUCUAGUCACCUUAGACGAAACCCAAUUCAAUUUCCGUGAGACUGCCCUUACUGUCACCCUGGACCAAGCUCAACGAGCCCAUGGGCUCAUUUCCGCCAUGGACUUGGGCUCCUUUGAUGACAAGUCCAAGAUGGCAUGGGCUGAUUGUGUGGAGCUUUAUGCUGACACAGUUAGCCAGCUAAACCGCUCCAUGGCGUCCAAGAAUCCUUUGAUCUGGUCUGAUGCUCAAACAUGGUUGAGUGCUGCUAUCACCAAUGAGCAGACGUGCCGAAAUGGGUUCAUCGAACUAAGCUCGUCUUCUCAACUGUCGUCCUUUCCCUUCAUGUUGACUAACUUAUCCAAGAUGGUUAGCAACUCGCUUGCUAUAAACAAGGCUGCAGCCUCUACGUCGUCGGCGUCGCUGUUUGGCAAGCAAGGUGCUAAUAAUCGCCGCUUGCUUUCCGAUGGAUUCCCGACAUGGGUCUCCGCCGCUGACAGGAAGCUUCUCCAGUCAUCUGGUGCAGCUUCGCAAGCUGAUGUCGUGGUGGCCGCCGAUGGGUCUGGGAAUUACAAGACCAUCUCGGAGGCGGUCGCUGCUUCAUCCAAGAGAAGUGGGUCGAGAUUUGUUAUAUACGUGAAGAGAGGUGUUUACAAAGAAAACGUUGAAAUUAAGGCAUCGAACAUCAUGUUGAUUGGAGACGGCAUCGACGCUACCAUUGUUACAGGCAGUAGGAAUGUCCAAGAUGGUUCCACCACCUUUCGAUCAGCAACAGUUGCGGUCACCGGUGGUGGUUUUAUUGCUCGAGAUAUGACAUUUGAAAACACAGCGGGGCCCCAGAAACACCAAGCAGUUGCUCUCCGCUCGGGUUCGGAUCUCUCAGUGUUCUACCGUUGUAGCCUUAAGGGUUACCAGGACACCUUAUACGUCUACUCUCAACGCCAAUUCUACCGCGACUGUGACAUCUACGGCACAGUUGAUUUCAUUUUUGGGGAUGCUGUUGCUGUCAUCCAGAACUGCAACAUCUAUGUUAGGAAGCCCAUGAGCGGGCAGAAGAACACCGUGACGGCUCAGGGACGGACAGACCCCAAUGAAAACACAGGCAUCUCCAUCCACAACUCCCGUGUCACUGCCGCUUCCGACCUGAGAGCUGUCCAGGGCUCAUUCAAGACAUACCUGGGUCGCCCAUGGCAGAAGUACUCAAGGACUGUCUUCAUGAAGACAUCUCUCGAUAGCUUGAUCGACCCAGCAGGGUGGCUUGAGUGGAGUGGCAGCUUUGCAUUAAGCACUUUGUACUACGGGGAGUACAUGAACACGGGUGCCGGUGCAAGCACCGGUGGGCGAGUAAAGUGGGCAGGGUACCAUGUCAUGAGUGCUGCAGAUGCCGGAAAGUUUACAGUCGGAAGUUUCUUGGGCGGAGGCUCUUGGAUUGGGUCUGCCGGAGUUCCCUUCACUUCCGGGCUGUGAAUUCACAAAGAUGCUGCAUGCAGCUGGCUUAUCUUUCAACUGUCAUAUAUAGGUAUUGGGUUUAGGAUCAUAGAUCUCAUGGCAGAUGAGAUAUGCAGCUAAAGAAGUUGUAAUAUAUAUAACUUGUGUGUGUUCAGUUCUCUUCCUUAUAUAAAUUAUGUAAAGCAUAGGUUACAGAUGGUUCCCUUGUUUGUAUUGAAUGGAGAAGAUGUAAUAAAUCAUUCUCAAGUCAAUAAAUUUUAGGGUAUUAUUCACAUA
Molecule: messenger RNA, 1925 nt
Organism: Nelumbo nucifera (sacred lotus)
Lineage: Eukaryota; Viridiplantae; Streptophyta; Magnoliopsida; Proteales; Nelumbonaceae
Product: pectinesterase-like
Biological process (GO): cell wall modification
Molecular function (GO): enzyme inhibitor activity; pectinesterase activity
Source: RefSeq, a predicted model, not a curated record